Lytechinus pictus (painted urchin) is the source of this 11091-nucleotide messenger RNA. RefSeq names its product zinc finger CCCH domain-containing protein 13-like. The record is from RefSeq and is a predicted model, not a curated record. Lineage: Eukaryota; Metazoa; Echinodermata; Echinoidea; Temnopleuroida; Toxopneustidae. The coding region runs from base 87 to 6743 and encodes 2218 amino acids. Gene Ontology annotation, molecular function: protein binding; nucleic acid binding. The transcript has 9 exons.
AAACGACGAAAACCCAGAUUUUCACGUGUGAUCUAUCUCUGAAAGUAAGGUCCUUUACGAUGCAUAGGCCACGAAAAUGUCGCUAGAUGCGAUGUGGUAAAAAGUUAGAUUUUUCACCUGUAGUUGUCUCUCAGAAAAUGCAACGAAGUUUGUUCCAGCAAGCCGUGCGUAUGCAUGGUCAGAAUCUUUCAGUCCUCACAGAAAAGCAUCUCCAUGAAGAUUUCAUUUUCAUGCAAGAAGAGAAUGACGAUGAACAGCUUGCUGAUCAGAAAGCAGGGGAGGACAACCAUCGGGAAUCGGCUUUGAAUCACCCCGACACUACCCCGGGGGCUCCCUACCAAGAUAGCGUACGUUUGACGGGGACCAUGCGAGAUCUUGUUCAUGUGCAAUCGCGUUCAACAACAGCGGAAUCAAGUGCCGAAGAGUCUUCAAAAUCAGACACUUCACCGGAAAUUCUACCACUUGGUGUGCCGCGGGAGCUCCAUGAGCCAUUUGAUGACCUGUCCACCAAGACCAAAUUGUUUAAAGAUGAUGGAUUUGUAUCCCAGCUCCAUAAUUUCAUAUCGAAGAAAGCCCACCUUCUAUUCAAGCCAUCUCAAGGAGCCAAAGAGUCUACCACGUUACCAAGCCUCCAGGACACUGUUGACCUAGACUACUAUGCUACUUUACCCCCAAUUGAGCAGUUCAUGGUCAUUCCUCCGGACCAGUCUAGGAAAAGACUCUUUGAGAUCCUUGCCGUUGGCGAUAUCAUUGCAGGAUCCAUCGUGGCCAUCAAAGAUUUUGGCAUGUUUGUGCAAGUGGUGUGCUUGUGUGGGAAAGAUGCCAGGUAUCUUCAAGAGUGUGACAUUGUUGGACUGCUUCCGAAGGGAGAGCUCGGUGAUAGGUACUCCCAGAAGUCUCAGCUUGAAGAUUUCCGUGCUGGCGAUGUGGUCCGGUGUAGAGUAGUGAAGACGGAUGCAGUCAACGAGAAGGUCAUCUUGACGAUGAUCAACCAGGGUGAACAGAAUGAUGAAAACCUUCUAGGUAUCAUCAAUGAAGGUGAGCUUCCUGUGCAUUACCGUCGCUCUCAAACCCAGCGAGAGACACAGGAGUCCUAUGAUGAGAUGUUAGACAAUACUCUAGGCUUUGACAACCCUUAUAAUGUAUCCUGCCUGGCUAACAUGCUUGAUAUAGACGAUACAGCCCCUCCUUCCCUGAUGCCUGGAUUGCAGAGUGCUAAUUUCCCGACAGAGGAGCAUGCAGAAGCAUUGAGGAAAUGGCAAUCUCACAAAUGGGCCAUGGAAAGUGUUGCUCGAGGUGUGGAGCAUUUCAAAGCAAGCCGUUAUCUUGAAGCCAUGCAGCAGCUUAACAGAGCUCUUGAGAUUGAUGCAGAGAAUGUAGAAGGCCUUGUUGCACGGGGGGCAUUGUUUGCAAACCAGAACAACUUGUCCAAGGCCAUCAAAGAUUUUGCUGAAGCUUUGAGAAUCAAACCGUCUCAUAAGAAUGCCAAUAGAUACAUGUGUCAGACUCUGUAUGAGAAAGGAAAACAAUGUGAAGAUAACAAUGAGAAAGACAAAGCCAAGGAUUGUUAUCAGAGCGCUGUGGACCUCAACCCAGAUUUCAAGGACGCCCUCGUGUGUUUACAAAGACUUGAGAAAACUUCUAGACGGAAGAGUGUCAAGGAUAACAGUGAGGAAGAAGUGCUUGUUACAUCAUCCGAAGAGUCCCCCCAGGAACAGAUAUCUGCCAAACAACUUCGAGAAAUGAUCACUGAAGAAAAAUCCUCCACCAAGAAGAAGAAGAAGAAAGAUAAACAAUCCCAGGGUCAUGAGGACGGGAAAGGGGAUACUAAAGUCAAGAAAGAGUUGAAGAUGGCAAAAAAGAAGAAGAAAAAGAAGAAGUUGAGGAGGAGGAGUAGCUCGUCGCCAGAGAUCUCUAAGUUGAAGCAGAAAGAACCAUCUAGUGAUUCAGAGAGUGAAUCGUCAGAACCACCAAGCCCUGUGCCGAAGCACAAGAGAGGCUCAAAAGAACCGAAAGAAGUGCAGUCUCCAGAGAGAGGCAGGCUCACAGGGAAGAAGAGAUCAAGAAAUGGAAGCCUCUCACCAAAAAGAAAGAGCCGUAGCAAAACUAGGAAAGCUGAUCUGAUCCGAAAGAAAUCCAAACAUGCUUCAGAGACAUCCUCGAGCAAUGAUGAUGAUAAAUUGAAGGAGGUUAAAGUAACAGAUAAAAGAAACCAUCGGAAGUCUAUGGAGAGGAUUAGCAGUGUAAAAGCUAAGCAUAAAGUUGAUUUGAAUCGGAGCAGAAAGGAUAGUGACUCUUCUGAGGCUUCAUCGUCUGAUGAGGAGCCUGUGAAGAAGAGAGAAGGCAAAAAGGAAAGUAAAGACCAAAAAGCGAAAGAAGUGUCUCAUAAGAAAAGGAAGAUGAAGACAAAGAAGGAUAAAAUAAAAAGAAGCAGAUCGUCAUCAUCUGUCUCUGAAGAAAGUGCAGAUUCUCCGUCUUAUUCUCCCAUGAGGAAAAAAUCCAAACCAGCAAAGAAGGCUAAGAAAAUGCAUAAAAGGUCCAAGAAGAGGUCAGAUAGUGUUACAUCUGGAAGUGAUUCCGGCUCAGACUCUGAGCGAAAGUCUUCCCCUCCCAGGAAAGCCCACAAGAAGAAAAAGAAGAACAAGAAGAAGAAAGCAAAGAAGAAGGAACGUGCAUCAUCAGUUUCGUCUCGGUCGGUUUUCAGUUCAGAAUCCGCAGAACGACCCAAGUCAACUGAGGAACAUUCUAAUAGGAAGUUCAAGAAAAAUACAAAAGGAGAUGAUCAUUAUUCAGACAGAUCCAGUUUGGAAAGUUCAUCUUCCUCAGAGCAGCAAAAGGUAACUAACAAGAAGAAAGAUUCCAAAGCCAGGAUUGAUGGAGACUCUCCAAUAAGACGAUCGCGGUCUACUUCUUUGGUUAAAAAAGAGAGACCUUCCAAAGGCAGCUCAGACGAAGGAGAGGAGAUCAAGAUUGGUAAGAAACGGUCCAGAUCAAGCGAGUAUAGUAUUCCACAAGUUAAAGAUCACCCUAAAAGGCAGUCAUCCAGAGAAGCAGGCCAUUCACCAACAAAUGAAAGACGACAACGAAUGACUUCUGAUGAAGAAUCAGAGGAGCACUCUAUGAAGAAAGCUGGGCAUAAAGGACAAAAGAGAUUAUCAUCACCAGAAAAAGAGGAAAGCAAAUCUGAUAUGAAAGACAAGACAGGGAGUAAGCAAAAAAUUGAGAGAAAAGAAGAGGUAGACAAAAGUUCAAGGAGAAGUAAAAGACACUCUAAGGCAGAAUCUCCUUCCAGUAACAGGAAACACAGAAGUGCAUCAAGGGAAAGAAAUAAGUCAGAUGACAGAGACAAAAAGGAAUCAAGAAAAUCACGUUCUCCUGCUUGUAUGUCGCCAGAAAGGAAAGAACCUUCCGGGGAUUAUAAACACGACAAAUUAGAUAAACAUUCUGAGUUCGGUGGUGAUGGAUCAUCAAGGGAGAAGAAUAAAUUUGACGAGAAAGACAAAAAGAGACAGCAGAGGUCAUAUUCUUCUGCCUCUGAAUCCCCUCCAAGGAAAGGCAAAGUUGAGGAGCACAAGGAAGCGAAGUCUGGUAAGCAUUCAAGGACUAGGGAGGACAGUCAUGAAAGGUUGAAGUUAACCAGGAGAUCAAGAUCUCUCUCUCCAAAAGGAAAAAGGGAAGAGGAAAAGAAGGAGCGUACUCCUAUUAGAGAAAGAAAACGAAAAAGAAGUGGCUCUUUCAAAGAUGACACAAAUUCACUUGAGAUGGAAAGACGUGAUCGAAAAUCAAGAGAUAUUGAAAAAGAAGAGAAAGUUAGACAUAGAAAGGAAUCGGGUGAAACUCGCAGUAGGUUUGAAUCUCCUGAGGGAAGCAGGUAUCGCCCCAGAUCAGCUGAUAGUGGGAAAAAUGCCAGAAAAGAGUCUCCUAUAGAGAAUAAGAAGAGUCAAAGCAAACAUUCUCCAUCCCCCUGGAACAAAGAUAGAAGUAGAUCAAGAGAAGAUGUGAAUCAAAAUCAAUAUUCAAGAAGUGGUAGAAGUACUUCCGUUGAUUUUCAUGACAGACAACAGAGGUCAAAAUCUGGGUCUUAUGAGAGAGAGAAAGACAAGGAACAUGAUAACAGAUCAAAAGACAAGAACACAGGAAGAAAUAGAAGAGAAUCAAAAGAAGAAAGCAGAAGAAGAAGUGGAUCUAUUGAUAGAGAAGGUCCUUCUAAAGAACGAAAAUUGAGUGAUGGCGAUCACCACAAAAACUCUGAUGAAACAAAUAACAAAGAUCGCCCAAGGUCAAGAGAAGAUGAAAAGAUCAAAGAAAGCAGAGAUGCUGAGAGAAGAACAAGUCAUGAUGUUAUACGAGAUGAUAGGGAUAGAGGAAGGGAUAGAAACAAGGAAAGCCAAUACCAUGAUCUUGACAGGUCUCGUCGUAGGGAAUCCAGAGACAGGGAAAGGUCCAGAGAAAGGGAGGGAAGAGAUUCAGGGAAGAAUGCUGACAGUUUUGGGGAAAACGGCAGGAAAUCAAGGGAAAGGUCCAGAGAAAGAGACAGAAAAGAUUCACGGAAGAAUGCAGACAGUUCUCAAGAAAAUCGCAGGAAAUCGAGAGAAAGAGAAGGAGAAAGGUCCCGCGAACGGUCCAGGGAAAGAGAUUCAGCAAAAAAUGUUGACAAUUCUAGGGAAAGAAAGGAAAGAUCUAGUGAGAGGGAGAAGGGGAUUUCUGGGAGCAGAUUUGAAUCAAAUAGCCGAGAACAGAAGAUUCACUCUGACUCUUCUCAAGACAUUGGAAAAGCAGGGACCAAAGCAAAGGAAGGUGAGCAUCAUCAGAUGCCCUCUUUGAAUAUUGAAGAUAUUCCAAUGCCUCCUGAAAAACUGACGCCGGUUGUUGAAGACAAGAAAGAACCAUCUCCUAUUCUUUAUGUGACAUCCAGUUCUUGCAAGGAUGAGAUCAUCAAGGUGAAAAGCAAGUGGGACACUGACAGUGAAGAUGACGAAAGUGGUGCCUCUGGACCCUCUCAGAAUCGUAGAGGUGGUGGAGGCAGGGGUGCUUCAGGUGGUCCAAAGUCUUUUGUACCCUCUUCCCAAUACAGGGGUAGCAAUGUUGGUGGGAAUGCUGGUGGUGGAAAAAACUAUGGAGGUAAUCGCAGACAUGCUGAUGAUAGCGUUCUUGAGAACACAUCCUACAAUAUAGGCAUUUCAGAAACUUCUCAGUGCUGUCAACAUCUGUCUGUAGAUUUAGAACAGGCUAUGCACCAUGAGCCGUUGAGAUUGAGGGGUGGAUGCGUUGCCAGUCCACCACCCAAAUAUGAAUCCGAUCACAGCGAUUCUGAUGUGUCUUUUAGUUCGUCAAGUAAUGUUGACUCUGAAGAACCCAAGCAAGACAGUUCAUAUGAGGAUCAUUCGUCGGUUGGAAGAAGGUACAAAUCCUCAUCAAGCGAUAGAAGUUCUGGUGAGAGGAGUAAAAAGCGGUUUAAGCUAUCAAGAAGGAGAGAAAGUCAAAGUUCCUCAAGGAGCUCAAGCACAAGCUCUUCAGGAAGCUGGAGCAGUAGAUCAUCAAGCAGGAGUGACAUUUCUCAUCCACCAAGAGACAAAUCUCGCUCUCCAUCUUCUGAAAGGUCAAGUAGCAGUUACAGGAGCUAUGGCUCUAAUAGCAAAUCAUCAAAGGAACAGAAAAAAACCCUCAGACAGGAUGACCAAGGGUCCAACACUGAGACUUCAGAUGCAGAGUGUGCAGAUGAAUACAAUCUUUUUGAUAGUUGGGAGGACUACAUGGACACUAGGGGCCAUAACCUUGGUAAAGAACUUCAUUCCAGUAUUAGAGAACAGCGCACUGUAAAGCUAGAGACUGGUGGUAGUACAGUAGGAAAGUUUAAUAGAAAUAGUCCUGUACACACAGACUCUGAAGAAGAUCAAGAAAGCCCUAGCAAAACUGUCCAGACUGAGAAUCCAGAUGACGACAUUGCUGAUGACGACAAUGCUAAAUGUGAUGAGGAUAUUACUGAUAGUACUGAAUGUGAGAAUGAACAAAAGACUUGUGGUGAUUUAGGAGAAAAUAAAGAGAGUGGAACCUUGGAGAAAGCACAAGGUAUGAAAAAUCAGGCACCAAUACUUUAUAAGGAAGUUCAACUUGAUAGACACUCUAGAAAAAGAGAUAGAGAUGACUUUGCAAGUAGUUCAGAGCAUGAAGCCAACAAAGUCAGCCAUUAUCAGGGAUCAAGCACUAGUAGUAGAUAUGGCCAAUAUGGGUUUCGAGCAGUUAAUGUUAGGCAGGAAAAUUACAGACACAAUGAAAACUUGAAUGAAAGUUAUCCUGUAGAAUAUGGAAAUCAACUGAAAGUAAGACUCAGCCAUGGAUCUGACCGUCAUCAUGAUCAUGUAAAUGCUGAAAGACGUCAUGGUGGUCAGUGGUCUCAUGAUCAUAGAAGUGGCCAUAACAAGGAUGAAAGGCACCACAGAGAUGACGGCAAUUACAGAGAAAAUCACCAUCACUCAAGACACACCUACCCUCAACGAGAGGAGAGGCAAGAUUACCACAGACACUCUCAAAGGGGUUAUGGGAAUCAUAGACGAAGAGAGCACGGUUUUCGAAGGAGAAGGGAUGAUGACGAUUGGGGGCGAGGUGUGAAGGAAGUCCAAGAACGGGGCACUUUCUUGGGGUUGGUGACGAAAUCCAAAGAAGGAUUAGUCUCACAGUUGUACAGUGUGUGUUCCUCAGCUCUUGAAUUAGUGCGAUCUGAUCACCGUCAGUGGUGGCUAUGACAUUCAUUCACUUCGGAAUAGGUACAUUAUGUAACUUCUUCAGGUUCUUUUGUUUCGUCUACUUUAUAUAUUUGUUUUCAACUGAAUUGAGUUAACAUUGCAGAUACAUGUAUGUUUCUCAAUAGUGGUUUUAUUUUUUGAUUCAUUUCCAAUGUCCAUUUUCUUCAGAAAUUAUUUCAAUUAAUAUCAAAUCUGAAAAAUAACUCAUCUGUAUUUUUUAUUGUAAUAGUAAUUGUAUGGAAUUUAAUUUCAUUUCUUUAUUUUCACAUUUUACUGAAUAUUUUACCCGCAAUGAUUUACUUCCUGUGUUUCCUAUGCUUUGUGUGAGCACAGGUCAAUGGGUGAUUUCAAGUUCGGUGUUCGGUGUUGGUGUUGGUGUUGGUGUUGAGAGCGUAAAAAGGCCGCUGAACCGAGCUCCAACACCGAGCUGGGUUCAGAGGAAUGAUACCGAUUGCGUUAUCGAUAGCACAUGACGUCACGCCUCUGCGCUGCGCUGCUAAAUCAUCUCAACUUCACGCGAGAAGUCUCGACGACGAAAAUGAAAUCGGAGAGAAAUGCAUUGAAUCCUCAUCGUACAGAAUACCAAUGUUUUAAUGAAUUCAAGAAUUCAAAAGAGUGAACAUUAUUCUUCAUCAAAAUAUAUACAGCUCAAAUGAUUUGUACUCAUCUUAACUGUAAAAGCUAAUUUUACGGGGAUGUUUCAUUGUGUUCGCCGCCUGUUCACGAGCUUGAGAUUGCCAACACCAACACCAACACCGAACUUGAAAUCAUGAUUUUUCCCAAUCCCUGGGGGUUGGUGUUGGUGAAUGGGGAAAUUGCACGUAGAUCGUCAACACCAGCCGCAGUGCUGGGUUCAGCAGACGACAUUCAACACCAGCAUUCAACACGAACUGCCGGAAAUACGUCAUAUUUUCCGAGGUCAAUCCCAACACCAGCCUUAUUUCAAGUACGGUAUUGUGGCUGGUGUUGGUGUUGUCACAACACCAACACCAGAUUUCAACACCGUACUUGAAAUCACCCAAUGUAUAUUAUUUGGCGAUCAUUUAUGUUGGCUUCAUCAUUUGUGACUAAUUGCUUAUUAGCAAUGGCCAAUCCCAGUAAUUGUUUAUUAAUAAUUCUUACCAUGAACCAAUCAGAAUCACUGUUUCAUAUUUGUCCAAUUCAUUACAAACCUUUAUGGGUUAGUAGGCUGUCUGGAUUGACGCAAUUAAUUCAUAAUUUGGUCCCUGUAAUCAUUGGGUUGUGGGUGGAGACAUUAUUUGCUCAAAUUUACAAAGUUGCUUUUGAAUAUAUGAUCUGAAACCAUGGUAUAUGUUGCUUUGAUAAUUCAGUGCACACAUAUUUUGAGAACCCGUUCAAUAAUGAAUGUUGGAUUUUCUCGGUUACUUUUGGUUCAGCAUUGCUGCAUGCACUGCUUAUGUAAACUUAUUUUGCAUAAUAAUAAUAAUAAUAAUAAUGAUAGCCAAUUUUAUAUAGCGCUUUUCCCAGAAUGGCUCAAAGCGUGGUACAGCAUAUUGCUACACCGGUCAUUGGAUUUAUUUCAAUUCUGCACGAAAAGUGCACAGUUUCCACUCCCUGGGGAGCAUUCCUUGCAUUCAUCGCAGCCUCCUUAUGGUGCUGGCAAAUUCAAACAUACAGUAUCUUUCGCAUCCUACCGGGUAUAACGUGUACUUAUUAAAUCAAAACUUAUCAUGGGAUCAUCAUUGCCCUGGCAUAGUAACAAGCAUGUGUUGUAUCAUACGUAAUAAUAUAAUAUGAAUACUGUAUGUAUUCCUUGUACUCUUUCUCAGUAUAAAAAUAAGUGUAAGUAUAAUUUCAUGAAAUUGAAGUGGUUUUAGGAAGCCUACCUCAAUGCAGAACUGGGUAGCAUUUCAUAAAGUGACUUCAAGGAUGUUUUAUUUGACAGGGUAUUUUUUAUCUGAUAGUUACCAUAGUAACCUUUUUUUUCAGCCAAUCAAAAUCAAGAAAAUAUUUCAGAUAACAAAUGAUGAUGAAAUGCUCUCCAGGGAUAAAUCACCUUUCAACAUUGUGUAUGAAAAUAUCAGAGCCUAUAAUAUCAAAAGCAUUAAUAAGCAUAAAUUAUCAGCUUUGUGUACCAUUGGAAAUGUAAAAGCAUCGGUCUGUGUACCAUAACUUGUUCUGCUGACUACGUUGGCUGAACUUAACCUCCCUAUAUAAAUGUAGGAAAGAGAUCAUCUCAAAUGACAGCAAUUGAUGAUUCAAUCUUCAGAACAGAAAGUACUUCAUCUCUACCUGAUGACUUGCAAACACUGAAAGGAGUGGUCCAGGCUGGAGAUAUUUCUAUCUGAAUAAAUAUAGUAAAAUUCACAAAGCAAAAUGCUGAAAAUUUGAUCAAAAUUGGACAAAAAAUAACGAAGUUAUUGAAUUUUAAAGAUUUGCAUUUUUCCGGUGAAACAGUUCUAGGCAUGUCUUUAUGAAUAUUCAUUAGAUGGGCUGAUGAUGUCAUAUCCCCACUUGUUAUUUUGUAUUUCAUUAUAUGAAAUAAAGUUUAUUCAAAAUUUUUCUACCAAGAACUAAAACAAUUUGAUUGACAACUAAUGAAGUGCAUUAGGUAUUUAUUGCCGCAACUUUAUGAAAAAAAAUGAAACAUUUAUGAUUUUAUGUAAUAACAUAAGAAACAAGAAAGUGGGGAUGUGACAUCAUCAGCCCACCUAAUGAAUAUUCAUGAGAUGUGCAUAUAACUGUUUUCACAAAAUAUUGAUAAAAUUAAAAAUUCAAUAACUUUGUUAUUUGUUAUAAGAUUUCGAUGAAAUAUCAGCAUUUUGCUCAGAGAAUUUUACUCUAUUUAUUGUUAUGAGAUAUCAAUAUUUUCAGCCCAGACCAUCCCUUUAACACUUUAUGCGUUCUGUAUACAGGGCCCUGGGAAAGAUGUUAUAGGGAGUGCUGCUUUGGAAGGAAAACUUGACAAGCAUGCACCCCCCCCAAAAAAAAAGAAAAAAAAAAAGGGGUUUUCUCUCCAAAGUGAAGGUGAUUUUGAUUAUAUUUUUACUUUUUAGCAUCUUUAGCGACCCCAUUUCCAGGAAUACAAAAAAUACAAAACCAUCUCUCACCUUACGACAAGACUUACCUUUCAACAAAAUUGCAAAAUCUACCCUAGUAUUAGUGGGGCUCUAUUGUAAUAAUAAGAAACAAAAAUAUGAUUUGAAUCAUACAAUCAUUAUCAAUUUUCCAAGUAAUGAUUAGCUAUAUAUUUCUUAUGGUAGUUUUUCAUUUUGAUAUUUUUGUUUAUUGUGUCAUAUUACGCAUUCCCUUUUCCAUUCAUCAUUAGCACCUCCCACUCCUGACAUGUGCAAGCUGCUGUUAAAAGCUACUGAAAUCAUGAGAUCUGAUUGGCUAAGCUGAUAUGUGCCACAGAAUUUGAAUUUAAUGUUGUUUAAGAUUAUUUAAAAGGGCCCAAAAUAUUUCUGUGGGGUAUCAAAAGUGUAAGUUAUUGAUAGUUUUCUUCCGAUGAAAUCACAGUUGAUAAUUUGUAAUGUUGUAAUCAUUUGUAUUGAAUUAUGAGGUGCUGUUUAAUUGCACACAUUUAAAGUUCUGUUAUCGCCCGUUGAAAAAAACAACAACAUAGCAUUGAAGUCAUUGAUACUUACAUUUUAAUCAGUCUUUACUACCACAAUAAAAUAACGCAACACUGCACAGUCAACGGCCAAUUGAAAGAAUCCAAUUUAAGUUACCACCAAUGUUUGGGGGUAUUCAUUGGUCCAAGAAUGUAAUUUAUUUUGGUAAAUGUAUGGGGUGUGAUAUUUUUUUAACAACAGGAGGAUUGUGGAGUCAGCAACAAUGGUUGCAUCUUAAUUAUAUUCUUUUGGAUUUUAAGGAUCGUAUGAUCAAAUAUUUUGGGGGGUUUCAUUUGGUAUGGGACUAUCUGUGAGUAAAUAUGUCUGAUUUUUUUUGUUUGAAUACUUUUACAUAUAUGUAAUUAAAAAGUUCAUUUCAAUUUCAUUGUUAUUUUUUGUGGGUAGUCAAUUCUCUUAAUAGUUCAUCUUAUAAAUACCCUUAAUAAAUCAUAGUACUUUUAUUAAUAAUUGGUUGAAUGUUUUGGUUACCAAUAAUAUUUUACUUUCGAAAUUGCUCAACUCUUAAAUGAAAUUUCAUUUUCAAAUACCUGAUCAAUAUUUUGUGUAUGUAACAUUCAGAGUGUUAACCUAUGUGUUUUAACACACAUUUAUUUGUCAAAAUAUUUGAGGAGUUUCAGAAGCAAGUGUACCCUUUGACAUGAUGCUGAUUGUAUAUAUUUAUCAUUUUGGAAUUGGAGGAUACAGCGUAAUGAUGUACUUACAUUACUGCUGCCGAUGAAUUAAAUUCUAGUCUCGAUUUGCCAAAAUGAAUU